AAAUGCCGCGAGGAAAACAGUGCGCCCCUUCGUCCGUCCGUCCUCGUUGCGUCUGCAUUACAUACACCGUCUCAACAUCAUCCCUCGACGAUGGCGGACUCGUCCUCGCCAUCGUCUGAACUGCCGCCCACUCCUCCAAGCAAGCGGCGCUCGACUCGCUCAAUGUCACCACACAGGCUUUCGGCGUCCACGCGAUCCCUCUUAGGCAACCCUGUCCAUCUCCUCCCGGCAAUCCGCACCACUUCCCACCUCUCCGCACUCGCCUUCUCUACCUUUCUGGUCGUGCACCUGGCUUCGCCCGUCGCCUCCGCUCUCCACACAGGCGUAAGGCUGCUAAGCGGCCAUGCACUCAGCGACGCGGUGGAAGGGAGCACAGAUGCGGCGAAUGGGUACCUGCUGUUGGGCAGGGUUUGGUAUCGGCCCGGGGCUGGAGAGUCAGCCAAGAUUGGGUGGACAGAGAGUGUGAUUGUGUGGGGUAGUCUGGCGGUGCAUGUCGGGUGUGGCAUUGCCAAGAGGGGAAUACUGGUUGGAGAGCAGGUCAAGAGGCGGCGAAGGAGGAAGGCGAAGCGGGCGGGGCUGGAUGGUGAUAUUGAGGGGCGGCAGCAGCAGGACCGAAAGCGAGAUCAAGGAUCCUCAAGCACAGAGUCAGAGGCAACGUCAACGUCACCAUCACCGCCCUCAUCAUCCGCGUCAUCCCUCCCAUCGCCCUCCCUCCUCCACGCCCUCACCGGGCAUCUCCUCGUCCUCCCCCUUUCAGCACACGUCCUCCUCACUCGCCUAGGUCCAGCAGUCCGCUCCCUCUCCGGCAGCGGCCGCAACAUCGAAGUGGAUCACACGCUGGUAGCGCACGGUCUCGUCUCAGAGUCAGGCACGCGCACAGCGGCGAUGAGCUGGGCGGUACUCGUAGGCACGACUGCGCUAUCGGCGUGGCAUGUAGCGAGUGGGACGCAUUUGAUCGGGCAAAGCAUGGCAGCGAAGAGUAAGGCGCGAAGGAGAAGGCAAGCUGCCGCCGCUGGUUUGCCAGAUCCAGCUGCCUCUGCAGCUUCGCCUCCUCCUUCAUCACGCCGCAAACAGCUCGCUCGGACAGCCCAGCCCGCUCUGCUUGGUAGCGCAGCCGUACUAGCGGGUGCGGCGUGUAUAGCCACGGAUUAUGCGCAUGGAGGAGGGCUUGCCGUGGGACCGUGGGUGAAGAGGAGAUUUGAUGAGGUCUAUAGAGGGACUUGGCCGUGGAGUUCGUGAAGGGUAGAGCGGGAAAUGGAAAGGUCCGUAGAGAGGUGUGGCAAUUCGUGUGGUGGGAGUAGGUUCACAGACGAACCUUUGUGGGCAAGCGUGGCUUUGCCUCAGUAGCGCACCAUCCUUCGCGGCACAAAUAAGCAGAGACUGUGACGUCAAAGACUCAUUCUGUAGUAUUCUUCAUAAAAGUGGGUUCUAGCCAGUCAUCAACGAGUCGUGAUGCGAGCUCAAGAAGUGACGAGCGGAGGAGUGGAAGGGAGGAGUGGACGCAACUUGCAAGCGAGGGCAGCGUCGCGCACACAGUCAGAGAGCCUGCGAACGACGCGAUCCCUCCUCUCGGCCCCUCCUGCGUGAGCCGAUGGGGCUCAGAACGGUUUGAUCGAAAUCACUAUCGUCUUCCUCUCCUUCUCAGAGGCACGCGUAC
Messenger RNA from Jaminaea rosea, 1657 nucleotides. RefSeq lists its product as hypothetical. The transcript has a single exon. The record is from RefSeq and is a predicted model, not a curated record. Gene Ontology annotation, biological process: lipid homeostasis. The coding region runs from base 91 to 1239 and encodes 382 amino acids. NCBI's taxonomy places the organism in Eukaryota, Fungi, Basidiomycota, Exobasidiomycetes, Microstromatales.